This is a messenger RNA of Aspergillus nomiae NRRL 13137, 549 nucleotides long. RefSeq names its product tetratricopeptide repeat domain protein. The record is from RefSeq and is a predicted model, not a curated record. Gene Ontology annotation, cellular component: intracellular anatomical structure. Gene Ontology annotation, molecular function: protein binding. Lineage: Eukaryota; Fungi; Ascomycota; Eurotiomycetes; Eurotiales; Aspergillaceae. Bases 1 to 549 code for a protein of 182 amino acids. The transcript has a single exon.
AUGUCGACUGAACAGCCCGCUGUGCAUUCCAUCGCCUCAACCGCCGAAUACUACGAUCUAGGAUCGUUCAAGCGUACAAUUACCACGGAAAGCCCUGGAGCCCAGGAAUGGUUCAACCGAGGCCUGAUCUGGAGUUAUUCUUUCAACCAUGAAGAGGCCAAGCGGUGUUUUGAGCAAGCCAUUACCCAUGAUCCAUCCUGUGUUAUGGCAUUCUGGGGCUUAGCCUACGCCACAGGCCCUAACUACAACAAAUCCUGGCGGCUUUUCGACCCCCGCGACCUCGAAGACAGCUUGAAGAAAUGCUACAAUGCCUCCCGAAAGGCCAAGGAAUUGCUGAACAGUAUUACCGCGACCCCAGUAGAACAGGGCCUCAUCCAUGCAAUCCAAGCUCGCUUUCCAGCUGACCAUCCGGCCUCCUACGAUUUCUCCACCGUGGACAAAGCCUACGCCAACGCCAUGAAGGAAGUUUACCAGUGCUUCGGAGACGAUGACCUCGAUGUAGUCACCCUCUAUGCAGACGCAUUGAUGCACACAGCCCUUUCGGACUAA